AUGUCAUCCAUGCCAAGCGAAGAGCUCAGAUCCAGUUACCGAUCUCAAUUAUCGGUAUCCACGGGACCGGGGACUACGGGGACUGAGAGAAGUAGUGUCGCAACCAAGAAUAGCUCAGUUACUUCGGUAUAUGGCGCAGCCGAUGAUAGUUUCAGUCUUGAUGAUAUAAUGGGCAUGUACGAGAAGGGAUUUUACGACGAUUCGGCCCCGGAAGACAACGAGAUGCCAGGAUCGAGACCGCCGACCGCAAAGUCAGAGCUCAGUAGGAGGAGAACUGCUAUGCUGGAUGCAAUGACCGAUCUUUUACCAACCCCAGAAUCACCAACUACGCCUUCUACUCCUGGUUCGGUCCAGCGCCAUUCGGCUACCACGUCAAAUGAUUUAGAUACACAUGAGUUUUCACAUGACAUCGAAGCCCAAGCAGAAGCCCAAGGAGAAGCCCAAGGAGAAGUGGAAGCUGAAGUAGAGGCCGAAGCCAAAGCCCCGGCCGAUAUUGAAACCGAUGAUGAUGACGACGAUUUCAAACCUUCACCACCCACACGUGAGCCGACCGGCUUGACUAUUGCGGAAGACAACGACGAGCGGGACCGUUACGGCUUUAGGAAGAGCAAUCAAUACGUAACCCGAGAGCAAUAUGAUGAAUGGAACCAAGGAUAUAAAGAGUACUUGGACAGAAGGCGAAAAAAAUGGGUUGUCUUCCUCAGGGAACAUGGACUCAUGACUGAUCAGCCUAACCGGUUCCCUCCUCGAUCUAACAAGACGAAGCGAUUUGUACGCAAAGGAAUACCCCCUGAUUGGAGAGGUUCUGCUUGGUUCUAUUACGCUGGUGGCCCAGCCGUUGUUGCAAAGCAUGCGGGCACAUAUGAAAGUCUUUUAAAACAAAAAGCUAAGGACGUAGAUAUUGAAGCAAUCGAGCGCGAUCUACACCGCACCUUUCCCGACAAUGUCAAGUUUCGCUCUGCCCAAAUGCCGAGCAUGACCGGCAAGCAGUCUACAAAAAGGGAAAGCGAGAUGAGGACUGACGAAAAACCCAUGAUUUUGGCUCUCCGCCGUGUCCUUCGCGCCUUUGCCAUAUACAAUCCGAAAAUUGGCUAUUGCCAGUCUCUUAACUUUCUAGCCGGACUACUCCUGCUUUUCGUCGAAACCGAAGAGCACGCUUUCUGGCUACUCAAUAUAAUAACCCGAGUAUACCUUCCCGGAACGCACGAAACUAGUCUUGAGGGCGCGAACGUCGAUCUGGGGGUGCUGAUGUCCUCACUCAGAGAAUCCAUGCCGCAAGUUUGGGGCAAGAUUGGAGGCGAGCUGGAUGGAACAGAUGUGGUAUGGCCGAAGACUUGGAAGCAUAGACACAUGAAGUCGGAAACAACUCGGCUGCCGCCCAUUACUCUAUGUAUGACUGCCUGGUUUAUGAGUUGCUACAUUGGAACCUUGCCCAUCGAGAGCACUCUACGCGUGUGGGACGUCUUUUUCUACGAAGGUUCCAAGACUUUAUUCCGAAUCGCUCUGGCUAUCUUCAAAAUCGGGGAGAACGAGAUUAAGGCCGUUGGAGAUCCUAUGGAGAUCUUCCAGGUAGUGCAAACGAUACCUCGCCGGCUUGUAGAUGCCAACGGACUAAUAGAAGCAUGUUUCCGGCGACGCAACGGCUUUGGCCACCUUAGUCAAGACACAGUGGAGCAAAAGAGACAAGAAAGAAGAACGCAAGUCAAGGCCGAGCGAGAGAAGCUAGCAGCCAACAUGGAUGGACCCGGCGCCGACAUGGGAAUAAGGAAGAAGGGCACUUUAUUUGGCCGGCACUAG
Messenger RNA from Hypoxylon fragiforme, 1797 nucleotides. Its product is annotated as RabGAP/TBC. NCBI's taxonomy places the organism in Eukaryota, Fungi, Ascomycota, Sordariomycetes, Xylariales, Hypoxylaceae. The record is from RefSeq and is a predicted model, not a curated record. The transcript is spliced from 2 exons. The coding region runs from base 1 to 1797 and encodes 598 amino acids.